AUGUAUGCGGGAUAUAUUUUUCUGAUUAUUUGCUCAAAUUGUUUAGCCGUUAACAUAGACCGCAUAGAUGUUCCUCUAAUGGUGGAAUUAGGUACAGAGGCGGUGAUCCUCGACUGUCAGUAUACAACCAAGACACCCUCACCGGCCGGGCUGGUGAUGAAGUGGUUUUUCAACGGACCCUCUGGCCUGGUCUAUCAAUGGAUUCCACCAUUACGACCACAAGUUAUCGGCCUCUUAAAAGGAAAGGUUGAUUUGAAUUUCAGGAUUUCUGAGGAACCACUGCAUACAUACCGAGCUAUUAAAAUCCUAAGACCUACCACGGACCUCAGUGGGAACUACACGUGUGUAGUGUCAACAUUUACUGAGGAAGAUUCGCGUACACGCGCCAUGAUUGUGUAUAGUCCGGCAAAAAAUUUCCGUUUUAUACAAGACAAGAAAUACGUGUUCUUAGUAACACUUAUUUGCUUCGCUCAAGAUUUAUAUCCAAAACCGAAUAUGACGAUUUCAUCGCAAGGCGAGAUUCUAAAACAAUCUGUGAUGGAAAUAAAGAUGAAUUCCUGGGGACUGUACUCCGUGGCUGUGACUGUUGAGGUGCAUGAUGACGAGAUAAACGCGCCCUAUGAAGAAUUUGUAUGUGAAUUGUCAUUGCCAAACAUCAAUUAUACAAGAAAUCUUACAACCAUAUAUUAUCCAGGAUUAAUGCCUACCGCAUACACCGCGUAUGAAGUACAAAGACCUCAACAUCAUCAAGCCAGCGGAAGCAAGAGCAACGGUGUACUAUUUCAAUUGAUCGACUUGUUAUUUUUAAACCUGUGUAUUUUGUGUGAAUUUUUAUAA
This is a messenger RNA of Pieris macdunnoughi, 837 nucleotides long. Lineage: Eukaryota; Metazoa; Arthropoda; Insecta; Lepidoptera; Pieridae. The record is from the annotation of a GenBank genome assembly.